GGGGUUCCGUCUCCCGGGCGGCCAAUCGGGACGCGGCGGGGACGAGCGGGAACUCGGCGCGCGGGCGACGGCAGGGCGCCGCGAUGGGCGACCGGGAGCUGCGGCAGAUCCGGAAGAGCAAGGAGAAAGCCCAGCGGAAGGGGGACCACAAGGAAGAAGCCGCUCUCUGCAACCGGCUGGGAGAGGUCUUGGCCCGUCACGGACGCUUUCGGGAGGCUCUGGACGAGCACAGGCUGGAACUGCAACUCCUGGAGAAUGGCGAGGACCUCAUCGGCUGUGCAGUCGCCCACCGGAAAAUCGGGGAGUGCUUGGCUGAGCUGGAGAGCUAUGAAGCUGCCCUCAAGCAUCAGCGCCGCCACCUGGAACUGGCCAGCUCCGUCUCCAACGGGGUGGAGGAGCAGAGGGCGUGGGCCACCAUUGGCCGCACCUACAUGUUCAUGGCCGAGAGUGACCCGCUGGGGGAAGCCCUGCAGGAGGCUGAGAAAGCCUUCAUGAAGAGCCUGGCUGUUCUGGAGGAGAAGCUGGAAGGUCAGGUACCGCAGAGGGAGGUGAGCGAGAUGAGGGCACGGCUCUACCUGAACCUUGGCUUGAUCUAUGACAGCAUGAGAAACCCAGCCCUGCGCACCUCCUACAUCAAGAAGAGCAUCUACAUUUCAGAGCAGGCCCACCUGUCGGAAGACCUCUUCCGAGCCUACUUCAACCUGGGCAACAUCCACCUGCGGGAGAAGGAGCACUCAAAAGCCAUGCGCUGCCUGGAGCGCGCCCGGGAAUGCGCCUGCAAGAUGAAGGAGAAAUGCAUGGAGAGCGAGUGCUAUGCCAGCAUCGCCCAGGUCCUGUUGGGCCUGGGGGAUUUUGUGGGCGGUAGGCGCUCCCUGAAGAAGGCCUACCGCCUGGGCUCCUGGCAGCCCCAGCAGCGGGACAGCGUUGGCCGCAACCUCCGAUACGCCACGAAGGUGAGUCGCUUGCAAGGAGCCCUGGAGGAGGCCGAGGCCGCGGGCAACCUGGAGGCAGCGCUGGGACUCUACGAGCAACUGGGUGACCUGUUCUGCAAGAUGGGCGAGUAUCGGCGGGCUUUGGAGGCCUAUGAGAAGCAGCUCGGCCAUGCCCAGGCCUUGGGGCGUCCAGAGCAGGAGUUGGCUGUGAUUCACGUCUCUUUGGCGGCCACCUUCGGGGACCUCAAGGACCAUGCCCAGGCGGUGGAGCAUUACCAGGCAGAACUGGCCCUGCGGCGUGGGAACCCCAUGGAGGAGGGCAAAACAUGGCUGAACAUCACCCUGGCCAAGGAUGAGGCUGGCGAGACCUACCAGGAAUUGGAGACCUGUUUCCAAGCUGCUCUGCAAUGUGCCCAAAAGGCCGGUGACCCCAAACUGGAGCUUCAGAUCCUGCAGCACCUCCAAGCUUCUCAGCAGAGAUGGGGCUGCCCGCCGGCGGUCAUAGCAGAGACGUCAGCCCGGCUGCAGGCCCUCCGCGCCUCCCAGGGCUGCCCCUCAGACGGGGAGAGCAGCGAGGAAGAGGAGCUGCAGAACAGCCAGGCCUGGGAGGCCAGCGACAUGGAGCUCUCCGACAGCGAUGAAGAAGAAGACAUGGAAGGCUACAGCAAAACAGUCCCUGGACGGCGGAGGGUCAGCAAGUGGAACCAGCGGAACGACAAGGGCGAGACUCUUUUGCACCGCGCCUGCAUCGAAGGGAAUCUGCGCCAAGUCCAGUUUUUUCUGGAGAAGGAGCACCCCGUAAACCCCCGGGACUAUUGCGGAUGGACCCCCCUUCACGAGGCCUGCAAUCACGGGCAUCUGGAGAUCGUCCGCUUGCUCUUGGAUCACGGCGCCACCACUGAUGACCCAGGGGGGCCGGGCUGUGACGGCAUCACCCCGCUGCACGAUGCCCUGAAUUGCGGCCACUUUGAUGUGGCCGAGCUCCUGAUCCGUAGAGGCGCGUCAGUGUUGCUACGCAACGCCACGGGCCUGACCCCUUUGGGCACCCUCCAAGCUUGGGGGCAACUCUACGGGAAGGAUCUGGACCAGGAAACCCACGACCGCUGCAAAGCCAUGGAGAGCUUGCUUCGGAAAACCAUGGCAGAGCAAGGUUCCCGGCCCCCGCCUCCCCGCGUAGACUCCGCCAGCCAGCUCUUUGAUGCAGAGCUCUCCGAGUGCCAAGGCCCCCCUCCGAAGCCCCCCGGUGCCAGGCAGCGCCAUCAAGAGCCGGAAGAGGAGGACUGCAUGGGCCCCCUGCGGCCGGUCAAGAAGAGGCAGCGUCUGCUUGACCCGGCCCUGGCGGGGGAGGCCGGGAGGGCGCCCCCUGCAGACUAUCAAGCCGCCAUGCUUGGGCUGGGCAGCGCCCCCCUCCGCCCCCCUCCGAGCCCAGAGCGCCACAAGGGACACCCUCGGCCAGCCCUGAUCCCAGCAGACGAGUACGUGGGGGACGACUGGCUGGAGGACGACCUGGGGGCCAGCGGGGGCUCUCGCAAAAGGAGCCGCCGGAGCCCAGCCCAAGCUUGGGGGUCCGGCUCGGAGGACAGCGAAGGGGGGGCGCCCUGCCAGGCCCCCGAGACCACCACCCCCAGGAGGAGGAGGAGGAGACCUGCCCGCCAGAGUCGCCUCACCCUAGACCGGACCCUGCUGGGGAGAAGCCGAGGGGCCGGCCCCCCACCACGACCGGACUCUCCCGCUGAGCCCAGCGGCCUUCUGCAAGGAACUGACAGCAGUCCCCCUCGAGGGGGAGACAGCCCACCUUCAGGUGCCAUGCAGCUACCGUCGCCUCCUGUCCGGGUGCGAGUUCAGGUCCAGGACAGCGUUUUCCUGAUUCCGGUGCCGCAAAGUGAGGGUGAGAACCGGCCAGUCUCGUGGUUGGCCGAGCAGGCCUCCCAGCGCUACUACCAGACCUGCGGCCUCUUGCCCCGCCUGACCCUCAAGAAGGAGGGGGCUCUGCUGGCCCCUCAGGACAGCAUCCUGGACGUCCUGCAAAGCAACGAGGAGGUCUUGGCGGAAGUGCAGUCCUGGGACCUGCCCCCCCUGGUGGAGAGAUACCGCAAGGCCUGCCAGACCCUGGCGGUGGGCGAACAGCCGCUGCUGGUGAAGCUGCUGGAGCGCCAGGAGUCGGGCUCGUCCUUCAGCGUCUCCGGCACGGCCCUGCGCCAGCGGCACCUGCGCCCUCUCCUGCGGGCGCUCAAGCUGCAGGCUUCCAUCCGCCAGCUGUGCCUCUCUGGGACCGGCCUGGGGGACGAUUCGGCUGAGGAGCUGCAGGCCACCCUGAGGACCAUCCCUGGGCUGAAGCAACUGGAUCUCUCGGCCAACCGGCUGGGCCCCGACGGGCUGCACAAGUUGGCUGCAGGCCUUCCCGGGUCAUUGACCUUCCAGAACUUAGAAGAGCUGGACCUCAGCUUGAACCCCUUGGGUGACCGCAGCUCCCAGUCCCUGGCCUUGCUGGUUCAGGCCUGCCCUGUGUUGGGCACCCUUCAAUUGCAAGCCUGCGGCCUCGGCCCUAUCUUCUCGGAGCCUCACUCUCUCUUGCUGGCCGGUGCCUUGAAAGGAGCUAUGAACCUCAGGAGGCUCUCUCUGUCCCACAAUCCCUUGGGCUCCCGCGGCCUUGAGGUGCUGCUUAAAAGCCUGCCCUGCCACUCGCUCACCCAUCUGGAGUUGGGCUCCUUGGACCUCCGGGCGGGUGACCGGCCGCAGCUGAGGGACACCGUGGUUAGGUAUCUGAUGCAGGAAGGCUGCGUUCUGACCCACCUGGGAUUCUCUGGGAAUCACCUGGAUGAUGAGGAUGUGUCAGAGCUAGCGAGGAGCCUCCCCGCUUGCCUGUCCUUAGUCUCGCUGGACCUGUCGGCAAAUCCCGCCAUCAGCCUGGUUGGGCUCCGGACGCUGCUGGUCACCCUGGAGGAGCGGAAGCGAGGGCUCCGGUUCCUUAGCCUGGCCGGCUGUUCUGUCCGUGGACCCCUGGAGACCGUCACGUGGACCAAGCUCUCCUCCCUGGUGGGUCACCUGCAACUCUGUGGCCGGCAGCUAAGCAGGAGCGAUCAGCGGGACGUGGCUGAGCUGUGGCACGGCCCGGCCAACACUUCCCUUCACACCGUCACCCGUCACCACAAACUCUUCUGCCAGAGUGUGUAGUGCAGGCAUCCGUGAAGACGGGGAUCCACCAGUCAAGGACCGAUUGGGCGACACGGGCUACACGCCACUCACGCCGUCCCACUCCGGCGGAAUCUCAGUGGAACGUGUGGAAUCGCACAGCCAAAUCAAGAGGACAUACACACACACACACACAAGUUGAAGACAGGAUACAGAGGACCACAAAUCCGACUUGUGUAAUUCAGGACUUUGUGCCUGCAGAGCAAACUUGGGUGGGAGACAAAGCAUCACAUCCCUUCCGUGGACCAGGCUGCUGUUUUAAACCAAUAAUUCUUAUAAUGCUGCCCUCCUGUGUUGAACCGUCCCUUAUUUAUUAAGUGUCGCUGCUUCUCUAGCUGUAAGUAGAGCUGGGGGAGG
This is a messenger RNA of Crotalus tigris (Tiger rattlesnake), 4481 nucleotides long. RefSeq names its product tonsoku like, DNA repair protein (gene TONSL). Gene Ontology annotation, molecular function: protein binding. The record is from RefSeq and is a predicted model, not a curated record. The coding region runs from base 84 to 4106 and encodes 1340 amino acids. The transcript is spliced from 26 exons. Lineage: Eukaryota; Metazoa; Chordata; Lepidosauria; Squamata; Viperidae.